AUGGCCUCAUCUGCUCGUUACUACGCCGAUCCUUCGGCAGCAACCAAGUUUGCUACGGAGCUCCUUGAGAAAUGCGGACUUUCCUCGGAAGAUGCCAAGUCCAUGGCAAAAUGCCUAGUAUUGGCAGACGUUCGUGGCGUAGACACUCACGGCCUAGCCCGACUACCUCAAUACUUGGACCGUGUUAGCAAUGGCCGCGUCAAUGCAAAGCCUAAUUUCAAGUUGACAGAAAAAACGCCCGUGGUCGCUCACCUAGAUGGCGACAACGGCUUCGGCUUUGUAGUCGCCACUCGGGCCAUGGAAGAAGCUGCGAAGCGUGCUGAGAUCUAUGGUAUCGGGAUGGUUACCGCAAACCACUCCAACCACUUCGGCAUGGCUGCCACAUAUGUUCUCCAGGCACUCGAAAAGGAUAUGAUUUCUUUGGUCUUUACCAACUCCGCCAAGCAGAUGCCUCCAUUCGGUGGCAAGGAGACGUUACUGGGAAUUUCGCCAUUCGCAGCCGGCGCCCCGUCAAACACCGAAGUCCCUUAUAUCCUGGACAUGGCUCCGUCAGUCGUGGCAAAGGGCAAGAUUCGAAAGGCUGCUCGUCGUGGUGAGUCUAUUCCUCUCGGGUGGGCCUUGGACGCAGAGGGAAACCCUACGACCGACGCGGAGGUCGCGUUGAAUGGCAGCAUGGCCCCGAUCGGUGGCCCGAAGGGCUCGGGUAUCGCGAUCCUCAUGGAUAUCAUGUCGGGUGUACUUGGUGGUGCAGCCUUCGGUGGUGAGGUCGGUGAUCAGUAUAAGGACACCAAACCCCAGGAUGUUGGUCAUUGCUUUAUCGCUAUCAAGCCCGAUGUCUUCCUCUCCACCGAUGACUUCAAGGCUCGCAUGGAUACUCUGGUCAAACGUGUGCACAGCGCGACUCCUGCUCCAGGCUUCGACGAGGUACUCUUCCCGGGUGAACCAGAGCACCGUCUUGGCGUUCAGCGCCAUCGGGAGGGUAUUCCAUAUGCAGAAGCUGAGAAAGAAAUGUUUGUUGACACUGCUAGGUCAUAUGGGAUCGCAGAGCUGGUACUUUCGGCUGCUCCGCUGUCUCUUAACUAA
This is a messenger RNA of Penicillium manginii, 1083 nucleotides long. Its product is annotated as Ldh family oxidoreductase. The transcript has 3 exons. The coding region runs from base 1 to 1083 and encodes 360 amino acids. The record is from RefSeq and is a predicted model, not a curated record. Gene Ontology annotation, molecular function: oxidoreductase activity. Lineage: Eukaryota; Fungi; Ascomycota; Eurotiomycetes; Eurotiales; Aspergillaceae.